Staurois parvus is the source of this 487-nucleotide messenger RNA. Lineage: Eukaryota; Metazoa; Chordata; Amphibia; Anura; Ranidae. The record is from the annotation of a GenBank genome assembly.
GAGAGCGGAUAUAGUGAAUGCGGGGUCCGGGGAGAGCGGAUAUAGUGAAUGCGGGGUCCGGGGAGACCGGAUAUAGUGAAUGCGGGGUCCGGGGAGAGCGGAUAUAGGGAAUGCGGGGUCCGGGGAGAGAGCGGAUAUAGUGAAUGCGGGGUCCGGGGGAGAGCGGAUAUAGUGAAUGCGGGGUCCGGGGAGAGCGGAUAUAAUGACUGCGGGUCCGGGGAGAGCGGAUAUAGUGAAUGCGGGGUCCGGGGAGAGCGGAUAUAGUGAAUGCGGGGUCCGGGGAGAGCGGAUAUAGUGAAUGCGCGGGGUCCGGGGAGAGCGGAUUUAUAGCGAAUGCGGGGUCCGGGGGGAGAGCGGAUAUAGUGAAUGCGGGGUCCGGGGAGAGCGGAUAUAGUGAAUGCAGGGUCCGAGGUGAAUAGGUGGUGUAGGGAUAUUGUAUUGAAGACAUUGAUAGGCAUUGUGGUCAUUCUUGGACAGACCAGUGAUA